AUGAAGAUCCCUCCCCUGCCGACGCGAGGCUCCCGGUCGGGCUCGUUUGCCGGGUUGAGCCUGGAUCUUAUCGACACGCACGUGGCCUUGACGGCGUCCAGGCCCGUGGUGGUGGACAAUGCUUCACCCGCGCGAGCGGAAGUACAGGUAGACGAAAGCGUGUUGCCUGUCCAUGCACGAGAGGAGGAGAGCAGAAGCAGAGCCGCAAGUAGAAGUGCGGAAGCAGUUUGCAAAACACAAAAUGAGAACAAACUACCACACGACUACACGAAGAAAUUGUUGCCGGAAGAAGUAGUGAAGAAUUCCGCUAAUGCAACAGCUUCUGCGGCGUCUCUUCACACUUCCGUGCAAGAAUCUCCGGAGCGUCAGUUUCUCGCGAGAUCCUCCACAGUGGGCUCCUCAUGUGCCGCCGGUGCCGCCAGCAGCGCUUUCAGUGCAAGUCGUACUGGCAACUACGAGCAGAUGCAGGAGACCACGGGGAGCGACGCUAUGAUCGAAGCACGGCGCAACAGCAGUACUUCUGCCAGGAACGGGGAUUACAAAGGCAGCCCCUUGAUGCGGUCUUCAACGGCAGGACAGUACGUGGGCCAGACCACUAGAACAACGAACAGCCCCCGGAAGCAGUCGCGCGCCCCGCGCGCACUGCAGUACCAGGCGAUCCGGGACUACCGGGAGAAAUCGCUCGUGUUGUCCCGUCGGGAGAGCAGCGGUUUGGACGCCGCACCACCACAUGCGGAUGAUUUUGACCAGGUGUGGGCACCGGGCUCUCUGAAUGGAAGUAGGCAUAUUAUGGCACCAGAAGAUGUUACUGGACGUCGAAGGAGGAGCAGCAUGACGAGCGUGGAUCCGUUUCAACAAGAUCUCGACGACGAUCCUCCUGCGCGUCUUCCCGAUGGUAGUAAUGUUGAAAAUGCGAGCAGAUUGACAAGUUCGUCUUCCACGACGAGCCUGUUUGUUCAUCAGCAGCGAGGAGAGCUGCAAAGCGGCCGACGGAGCGUGACCGGGAGCUCUCCUGGCGGUGAAAAACACGACCACCUCCGUGAGCGGUACUAUCCUAGUGCAGAGGUGGUCGGGGACACGAAGUAUCAGACGACAAGUAGCCGAAACUACUCCGCGGUCGGACCUCCGCUGGAGCAGCCGCUGCUUGCCCGUGGGGAAAAUGAAGGAGACGUAAACGAAGAAGAACCUGGUGACUUCCUCGAGGACGACCCGCGGGUCACGAUGAGUCAGAAUCUUUCCCUGCUGUCUCCGACGGCGUCGUUCGUGGGGAAACUUCUCCGCGAGUCCUCGAUGAAUUUGUCGCAAAUCUCGAGGUCCUACGCGACGUAGAAGGGGAGAAAUCUUCGCCAUCGCCGCCAGUUCGUGAUGCCUCUGUGCAUGUGGAUGAAAUGAAGUUUAUGCAAAUUAUCAAGUCAUGUUGCCUAAUAUAUCAAAACACGCAUUUACUUAUAAUUGUGUUGCAAAAUCAUGGUCGUGAUGGUCUAGGAGAACACCCGCAUUUUCGCCGGGAUAGGUCCGUGUCGCUGUCCCGGCUGCCGAGCAAGGAGCGGAAAAUUCCGCUGAAAGAUGUGUUUUUGGUGUUCGAUUUCACCAACAGCGAUAUUUGGUCCGUCAAGUCACUUUACCGCUACGCCCGGCUCUCGCUGCCAACGGCGUUCACGCAGCUCUUCACGGUGUUGCGCUACGAAAGCCUGCUCUUAGCGGUCUUGCUUGUCCAACAUCAGCAGCAGCAGAGUUCGGAGAUAUUUUCCCCUUCUUCUUCCUCUUGGGCGGGGGAUAGAUAUGCUACAACCCAACCACCUACAUCACAAGAAGCACUGGUAGGACAGUCCGCCGCAGCCUCACCUCACUCGGGAUUGCAACCGCCGGAAGUUCUUGUUGGGGGCCAAGAAGCAACCGCCAGUGCAUUAAAUCUUGCUGGCGAGGCCAACAUGUUCUUGAGCUCCAGUAGCAACACAACCCCCGUGGAUUUCUUGUUGCAGGUAAUCCUGACCAAUCUCUACACGUUAGCGCUGUUGAUUCCGCAGGGGGUGAGCUUUUUCCUCCUGCUCGCGAUCGGCGAGUACCUGGGGUCUGGGCGGCCGGAUAUUGCCGCGGAAUUGGCCCGUGUCGGCCCCACGUUCGCCGUCUUCGUCGCGCUGGCAAGCCAGCUGCUGUUCCUCAGCUUUGUCCGGGUGGAUGCGGUGAUGUUAGGGUCUUCAUACGACAGCGGCACAAGGCAGGACUCUUGGGAACAAAAAAUCGCGAAAGCGGCUGCAGGUGAAGAGGAUCGCACGGUAGAUUGUUUUGGCGCGACGAGCAGUACCCCACUUUCUGGAGCGUUUCCUUUUCCAGGACCUUCACCAGCGGCAGCCACAGUGUGCUCGCCCGACAGCACCACGUCGGGGAAGCACGGCGGUGUGUUCACGGCGGUGGCGUAUCGUCAGGGAAAAUAAUGCCUCCUCCCCAUAUUGAAAAGGCAUGCUUGUGAAAACUUUUGAUGCGUAUUUUUGGCCACAGGUCGCGCGUGUCUUGCAAAAGAGCGUGAAUUCAGAGCGUUUGCCGUAUUAUGCAGGCUAUUUUUUGCGGUGCUGCGUCUAUAAUAGAGCAGGCCUCUGCUAUGCUAAGAGCCUACGCCGAAACAUUAUAAACACCCCUGGCUACUUACGCAGGCCUAGGAUUAACCUGCAGACCCUCACUACAGGACAAAGCGGGUUCGUGUGCGCAAAUCGCGCGAGCGUCACAGAUUUCCAGUUGAGUAGGGGGAGGGGGAAGUUUUCAUUUUGAUAUGGGGGAGCUGCUGUUCAGCGUGUACCACGUGGAAGAAGCGUCCGCCGCCGACCUGGCGAGCACGCUGCAGGUGCUGUUCGCGCAGUUUCUACUCGAAACGUUGUCCCUCUCGUUCGCGAGCAUAAUCCGGGCCUGCGCUUUCUGGCGGACGGGGUUUCUCGUUUACGGGCUGCAGGUGCUGUGCAACCUGCCCGUCGUGCUGUUGCUGCAGCAGGUGGCGUUUCACUCGAAGGGGUCGAGUACAGCAGGUCGUGGUUUUGGAGCCGGUUUGCUUUCAAAAACAAAACCUCCAGCGAAAGCUUUUUCAUCUCCUGCUCCUGCCUCGAAGGACGAAACAGCGGCAGGCAGCAUGCAAAGUUCUUGCUCUAUUCUGCUGCCCAUUUGGACCGGUGCCUUGCUCUUGUCGGUUUGUGGUGCAGUGGUCUUCUACAAGAAGCUGAAAACCAUCGACUUUUUGCAACGGAGCGAGGCAGCGAGAAACCGACUUCGGAAGGAGUACUGGAGGCUGUGAACAGUAGCAGGAGGCCGUGCCUGUUUAUUGCUGCCGCUUACGUUUAGAAGAGGUUUGAGUUUCUGCAUGAGAAAUAAAUACCGACACACAAACUCAUUCUACGUGCAGUACAGUGCAGUGCGUUCCUUCGGUUUCUCCAUCAUCAUUUGCGGCAAGUCGUGUUUCUCGUGCUGGCUCGCCCGCAGGAGUGCGUUCCCCUGAUGGCACUUUCCGGUUCCCGGUGGUUCCAAACAGGUUUUCAUUUUCUGCAGCACUUAGAUUUAACUCCCUUAGUUGACCACGC
Molecule: messenger RNA, 3563 nt
Organism: Amoebophrya sp. A120
Lineage: Eukaryota; Dinophyceae; Syndiniales; Amoebophryaceae
Source: the annotation of a GenBank genome assembly